Messenger RNA from Dichotomopilus funicola, 1293 nucleotides. RefSeq names its product aromatic prenyltransferase. Gene Ontology annotation, biological process: alkaloid metabolic process. The coding region runs from base 1 to 1293 and encodes 430 amino acids. The transcript has 2 exons. The record is from RefSeq and is a predicted model, not a curated record. Lineage: Eukaryota; Fungi; Ascomycota; Sordariomycetes; Sordariales; Chaetomiaceae. Gene Ontology annotation, molecular function: transferase activity, transferring alkyl or aryl (other than methyl) groups.
AUGGGCUCCCACGUAAUCAACGCCCCCGACGGCGUCGACUACUGGAAUGCCACGGCCGGUGCCGACCUGGCCCGCAUGAUGCGUCUGGCCGGCACCCCGGAGAAGACCCAAGCCGGCUUCAACCACUUCUUCGCGACCCAGCUAGCCCCGGCCCUCGGCGGCAAGCCCGACGGCUCCGGCACGCAAAAGGGCAGCGUGGUCGGCUGGGACGGCAGUCCCUUCGAGUACAGCUUCGAGUUCAAGGAAUCCACCAAGACCGCCGAUGUCCGCUUUGUCGCCGACGUGACCAAGCACCGGCCCCUGGACGCCGAGCGCCCGCUCAGCACCGCCCACGGCCGUGCCAUCAUCGAUUACCUCGCCAAACACACCCCCAACUUCGACUCCACCUGGGACCGCGCCGUCGAGCGCAACUUCAACUGUGAAGACCUCCCCACCUCAGUCCAGCAAGGCCUCAUCGACAAACUCGGCUUCAUCACCCCGAUGAUCCUGGGAUUCGACAUCAAGCCCAAGAUGCUUGACCAAUUCCCGGACCACCCGGGCGGCGUUGCUCCCGUCAUGCUCAAGAGCUACUACUCCCCGCACUACACGGUCGCCCACAACUCCAUCGAAGGCGGCAACUGGACCGCCAUCCUCGACUCCGUCCACAACCUCCCGGACAUCCACACCUCCCCCAACAUCCUCACCGCGCUGCAAUGCCUAGUCGACUACGUCGCCGACAAGCCGCACUACCGCGCGGCCACCCGCUUCAUGGCCACAGAUUUCAUCGCCCCCGGCAAAGCGCGUCUCAAGAUCUACAUGCGCUACGAAGGCGACAACUUCGACGAGAUCUGGGACUACUACACGCUUGGCGGGCGGAUCCCCGGGUUGGAGUCGGACAAGGAGAUGUUGAGGAGCUUGAUCGAGUUGGCUACGGGCCGGUAUACCACGCCGCCGACGGGCGGGGACCCGGCGAGGCAGGCGCGGAUUUUGACGAAGCCUGUGGCGUUUUAUUUCUCGUUGACCCCGGAUAAGCCGUACCCGACGAGUAAGGUGUAUUACCCGCCCGCGAGGAAGGCGCCGAAUGAUUUGGUGGUGGCUAAGGGGAUUACCGAGUGGUUGGAUAAGUGGGAGUAUAAUGAUGGGAAGAUUAAGUUGGAGGAUUGGGUGCAGGCUUCUUUGCCCCACCGCAAGCUGGAGGACAAGAACGGCAUCUUCACGUUCGUCGCGUUCGGUCGCAAGGAGGGCGGCACCAAGAUUGGCACCAGCCUGGGCGUGUACUUUACCCCGGAGCUGUACGAGACCCCGCGGCUGUAG